Perkinsus marinus ATCC 50983 is the source of this 1078-nucleotide messenger RNA. RefSeq lists its product as hypothetical. The record is from RefSeq and is a predicted model, not a curated record. Gene Ontology annotation, molecular function: identical protein binding; CTP synthase activity. Lineage: Eukaryota; Perkinsozoa; Perkinsida; Perkinsidae. Gene Ontology annotation, biological process: CTP biosynthetic process; pyrimidine nucleobase biosynthetic process. The annotation marks the transcript as partial. The transcript is spliced from 9 exons.
AUGGUUCCCCAUGUUACUGAUGCCAUCCAAGACUGGAUCCUCCAGGUCGCGGCUCAGCCCACUACCAAGUACAUUUCCAAGGGGACCCCUGGUGCUCCUCAUAUCUGCCUCAUCGAGUUGGGUGGUACUGUUGGAGAUAUCGAGAGUGCGGUAUAUUUAGAAGCUCUUCAGCAGUUCCAGCAUCGCGCUGGCAUCGAGAAUGUGUGCAUGAUUCAUGUUGGACUCGUACCCGUGAUGGGUGUCGUUGGCGAACAGAAGACUAAGCCCUGCCAGCACUCUGUCAAACUUCUUCGGGAGGCCGGAAUCAAACCCGACUUCCUUUUCUGUCGCUCAGAGCAGCCCCUCCAUGAUGAGACUCGGGCUAAGCUUGCACUCUUCUGCCAGACUCCUGAGGACCAUGUGAUCAGUCUUCAUGACGUCGCCAAUGUCUAUAAGGUCCCGUUGAUGCUGGACGAGCAGAAUGUGGGCAAGCUGGUGUUGGAGCGCCUCCAUCUCGACGUUCAUGGGCCGGCCAAAGCCACUAGGCACAGCUUGCUCCCGUCCCCGGCUAUCAACACAACCACUGUAGAGUCAUGUGCUCCGGCCAACUUGACUGAUUGGAGAGCACUGGCUGAGAAGGCAGAGAAGAUCAGUGAAGAUGUGGUGAUAGGCGUCGUUGGGAAGUACACGGGUCUCCAGGAUUCGUAUCUCUCCGUUAUCAAGUCGCUUAAGCAUGCCUCAAUCGAUGCAGGCUCUCGUCUGGUUAUUGAGUGGAUAGAAGCCUCCGACUUGGAGCCUCACCAACGUACGCACGCUCCUGAGCGUUAUGACUCUGCAUGGAAGCGUCUGAAGGCAUGUGAUGGUAUCCUUUGCCCUGGUGGUUUUGGUGACCGCGGUAUUGAAGGCAAAGCCCUUUGCGCGAGAUACUGCCGUGAGACCAACACGCCUUACUUUGGUAUUUGUUUGGGCUUGCAAACUGCUGUAAUAUCUUACUGUCGUGAUGUACUUGGUUUUGAGGAUGCUAACUCGGCCGAGUUCGACCCUUCGGCCGAAACUCAAUGUUGCGUGUCAUGCCUGAGUCUCGACGCAGUCAUGGGAG